This is a messenger RNA of Syzygium oleosum, 3453 nucleotides long. RefSeq names its product C2 domain-containing protein At1g53590-like. NCBI's taxonomy places the organism in Eukaryota, Viridiplantae, Streptophyta, Magnoliopsida, Myrtales, Myrtaceae. Gene Ontology annotation, molecular function: lipid binding. The transcript has 12 exons. Bases 901 to 3195 code for a protein of 764 amino acids. The record is from RefSeq and is a predicted model, not a curated record.
UUUAUAGUUCCCGCUGAACUAAAUAUUAAAGAAAUGCCCCUGUCUAUAUCUUGAUUUUCCGGUUCAAUGGGCAAAUAAUAAUGGGUCUUUGAUUGCGUUUCACAUCACUCGUUUGACUUGAGGAUGAUGAUGAUGACGGUGGUGGUGAUGCGGGCUGUGUGUAUUUGGGAUUUUUUUUCUUUUUACUCGUUCGUCGAUCCUUCGUUGUCGUUCGGUCUUACGGGGUCGUAAAUCUCAAAUUUUUGUGGCUUUAGCUUCGACCCUUUUUCUUCUUCUUUUUUCUUUCUUUUUGUAUAGCGAAGAUAGAGAGAGUGCGUGCACAGUUGUUGGUUGGACGAGGGUAUUAUUCUGGAAAUAAGUACAAAAAGAGUGGGAAAGUGCAUCCAGGAAAGUGCUCUGGAUCUGCCGGGAAAUAAAUAAAAAUUAGCGAAAUUAAAUAGAAUUUGGUGGAAAGAUGUUAAUAUAAAAGCUUUUGGCCGUUUUCGUUGCUUCUGCAGCAGUAAGACUCGCGCUUACGGGAUCCAUUCGGCAGCAAGGAGUCAGUUUUGAGUUCUUCCUACGGGAAACCUGCCUGUCCACCCUCAACCUUUCUUGUCGAAAGAUUCUUCUGUACAUAUCUGGUUUUAUCGCUUGUUCGUUGACCCUUUGUUGUUGUUGUUCCGUUUUGCGGAUCAUGAAUCUCAAAUUAUGUGGCUUUAGUUUCGAUCCCUGAUCUUGUUUUUCCAUGAAGAUAGAGAGAGCGCGUGCAUAGUUGUUGUCCGAGCACGAGGGUAUAUCCAUAAAAAAAAAAGUUCAAUAAGGGUCCAUCUGUGUGUACAGAAUCAAGUGGUGUUUGGUAUUGAGGAUUUGGAUUUAGUGUGGUGAGAUUGAAGAAGAAGAAGGUGAAGAAGAGGAAGAAGAAUGGAUGUAACACAGGCUUCAAUGAUGCACCAUGUGUGCAUUGUGCUGUUUGCUCUUUGGUUGCUUUCCAAAUUCGAUCGGUGCACAGCACUCGCCUACUUCGCCUCCUUAAUCUAUCUCUACCUGGUGCACGAGGUUUUCAUCAUGAGGUUGCGAAAGAAAGUCCAGUUUGAGGAAAAGACACAAUCAAACCAGAGAAAGGUUCUUACUGAUUCCGAGACAGUUAGGUGGUUGAACCAUGCCGUGGAGAAGAUAUGGCCUAUCUGCAUGGAGCAAAUUACAUCGCAGAAGAUUCUCCGUCCUAUCAUACCUUGGUUCUUGGAGAAGUACAAACCGUGGACUGCUAAGAAAGCCUUAGUCCAGCAUUUGUACUUGGGAAGGAACCCACCUAUGUUUACAGAAAUGCGGGUACUUCGUCAAAGCUCAGAAGAUGAUCACUUGGUUCUAGAAUUGGGAAUGAAUUUUCUCACUGCAGACGAUAUGAGUGCGAUACUUGCCGUUCAACUGCGGAAAAGGUUGGGCUUUGGAAUGUGGGCAAAGUUGCAUCUGACCAGCAUGCAUGUGGAAGGAAAGGUCUUGGUUGGAAUAAAAUUUAUCCCUAGAUGGCCUUUUCUUGGUCGUUUAAGGGUGUGCUUUGCUGAGCCACCGUACUUCCAAAUGACUGUGAAACCUUUAUUUACGCAUGGUAUUGAUGUGACGGAAAUUCCUGGUAUAGAUGGAUGGCUAGAUAAUCUUUUAUCUGUUGCAUUUGAGGAGACGCUUGUUGAGCCCAAUAUGCUAGUUGUUGAUGUAGAGAAAUUUGCCGGUCCUCCUCCACAAGAGGAUUGGUUCACCAUAGACAUGAAGGAGCCUGUUGCUUAUGCCAAAGUAGAAGUCAUUGAAGCAUCUGAAAUGAAACCAUCGGAUCUGAAUGGCUUGGCUGAUCCAUAUGUGAAAGGGCAGAUGGGACCUUACAGAUUCAAGACCAAGAUACAGAAAAAGACAUUGGCUCCGAAAUGGCUAGAGGAGUUCAGGAUUCCUAUCAUAUCGUGGGAGUCACCUAAUACUUUGAAUUUUGAAGUUCAUGACAAAGACCAUAUUUUUGAUGAUGCCCUCGGAACCUGUUCUAUAAAUAUUAAUGAUCUCAAAGAUGGACAGAGACAUGAUACAUGGGUGCCUCUAGAGAAGAUUACAAUGGGAAGGCUGCAUGUCGCAAUAACUAUCGUAGGCAAUAGAAAGGAUGAUGGACAUCAACCCGACGGUGAACAAUUAACUGAGGAGAGUAAAAGAGACUCUUUGGCAACUGACACAACAAACAAAGACUCCUCAUCUGUGUCAUCGGGGAAAUCUGCAAAAGUGGCUGACAAAUUUGAACCUAUAGAAGUUGAUGGGCAGAAAGAGACUGCAGUAUGGAUUCAACAACCAGGAAGUGAAGUUCCACAAACGUGGGAACCCAGAAAAGGGAAAAGUAGGCGUCUUGAUACUGAGAUUCAAGGGGAGCAAAAUGAUGCCUCCGGCUGCAUUGGUUCAAACACAGAUAUAUCGGUUUCAAAGGGUGAUGAAAUCGUCAAUGAAAAAGUGGAUGAUAAACAAUCAACAAACCCAGUCCGGCGGGGUAUACACAAGAUCGGUUCACUGUUUCAAAGAAAUCCCAAAGUGGAACAUCAGAAUAGCAUGUCUCGAGAAGUUCUUCCGUCUCCACAUGCUAAUCUUAGGUCAAUCAAAUCGAGGAAGAUAGGUGUAAAUUUUGUUGCUGGAGAAGAGGCUAUCGAUACGCCUGCUUCUGCUAGGGCUCCAGGUGAAGGGAUCACAAAUUCUGAUGGGAGCGGCUGUGAAAGUCCGAGUAGAGGACAUCAUAAGAGAAACAAAGCCAAGAACUUUUUAAAGCAAGCAGAGAAAUCAGCUCGCACCAUUAAGCAUGUACUUUCGAGGAAGGGUUCAAAUAAAUUUAAAGGUGAUUCAUCAGCUGCGGUGGCAGGAAAUGGAUCUUCACAAUCUGAUUCCUCCGAUGACGAGUCACUCUCAUCAUCGGUUAACACUUCAAUGGAUGGAACAAUUCGAAUCGAGUCCCAACCAGUAUGUCUUGGUGAUAUCUCAAAUGGGAACAAAAUUUCGGCAGAUACAAGUGAUAAAACAAUGGAUAUCGGGAAUCUUUCAAAGGAUACAAAUGUCCAAGGUUCGGGGAGGGCAGAAGAUGAGACCACGAGCUCAAACGGGUCUAUCGAGCGUAAAUUAGAUGAGGUGGAGCCCAAAGCAGUGAUUUCAGUUCCAAUUCCUGAAGACAAAGUUUUGAGCUUCGAUGAACAAAAAGGAUAAGCUGUUGGAACUUUCCUGCUCCAAUUUAGAACACUGUUUUUGCUUCCUUUUCUUCUCUUUUAUUCUGUAUAUGCACCUCGCAAAAAGGUAGUGACUAGGUUGUGGAUGGCAAAAUUCAGGGGCACUGUUUGAGGUCAAUGUCCUUUCCUCCGUCUCUGUGACGGAGAUUACUGGUGGUCUAUACAGCGUGUCAAUUUGUAAAGGAUUUUGGUUAGAGAAUUCAUUUGAAUAACUAGUGCUUCAAGCGAAUAUUUUAUC